This is a messenger RNA of Prinia subflava (tawny-flanked prinia), 2614 nucleotides long. It is a transcript of the gene ATG10, whose product is annotated as autophagy related 10. NCBI's taxonomy places the organism in Eukaryota, Metazoa, Chordata, Aves, Passeriformes, Cisticolidae. Gene Ontology annotation, molecular function: Atg12 transferase activity. The transcript has 8 exons. The coding region runs from base 119 to 805 and encodes 228 amino acids. The record is from RefSeq and is a predicted model, not a curated record. Gene Ontology annotation, cellular component: intracellular anatomical structure. Gene Ontology annotation, biological process: macroautophagy; protein modification by small protein conjugation; protein lipidation.
CCGCGCAUGCGCGGCGGGCACGCGCCCUGAGCGGCGGGAGGAGGAGGAGGAGGAGGAGAAGAAGGAGGAAAAAGAGGAGGAAAAGGAAAAGGAGGAGGAGCGCACGGUAUCCUGUAGCAUGGCAGGUGAGGAAGACUUCUUUUUGGAGGAGAAAAGAUUCAAGCAGGACUGUGAAGACUUUGUUAAACAUUCGCAGCAGAUAGGAGACGGCUGGGAGUGGAGAACUAGCAAGGACCUUGGUGAUGGUUAUCUUAGUAAGACACAAUUCCAAGUAAGAAAUAGACACAUCCCACCGGACCUCAAGGAGAAGAACAAUGAUAACACUGAACACAUGUUAUUUGCACAUGUAGAAGAGCCCUUGGAUGACUCUCAGGCCGCUGGGGUUUGCAGCACAGAAGUGGUUCGCUAUGAGUACCACAUCCUGUAUUCCAGCAGCUACCAAGUGCCUGUGCUGUAUUUCAGAGCAUGCUUUUUGGAUGGAGGGCCUCUAACUCUGGAUGAAAUAUGGGGAAGUGUUCAUGCAUCCUAUCAGGAUCGUCUGCAGGAGGGGCCCUGGGACACUAUUACACAGCAGGAGCAUCCCAUCCUCGGGCAGCCUUUCUUUGUCCUACAUCCCUGUCGAACCAAGGAAUUCAUUUCUGCUGUGCUGUGUGGCUCACAGGAACACCACAGACAUACAAAUUACAUCAUACUGUGGCUCAGUACUGUAGGCCCAGUUGUGGGCCUGAAUCUGCCUUUGAGUUAUGCAAAACUGGCACCUAAGCAGAGCACAGAUGCUGAUUUGGCUGAAAGAGCCCUGAGCUGAAGGACUGGGAGUGGUUAGACUGUGAUAAAGCUGCUGCAGACUUCCCUAGGGAUGAAGUUGAAGGAUCCUUCCUGGCUGAUCAGAAUGGAAAUGAUUGCUCAUGGCUCUUUCUCUGGCCACAACUUGCCACUGGUGAUGGUAGGAAUUGGCUGCAGCUGUGAGGACACUUUGCCAGCACGAUCUAGACCUGACCUCACUUGAAGUCACUCAUCUCCUGCCUCCUGUGCCUGUGCCCUUGGUGAGGCUGCACACAGAUGCACAAGCCAGAGCCUAGCUGCUAGAUCUGCUGAACUUACCUCUAGAAAAUCUGCGCUAUCUGUGGGGCAGAAAAUGCAAUAUAAACACAGAAAAAUGCUCAUGGGAUGUGGUGUGAGCUUAUGGCAGUCAGGGUGUGGGCUGAGACUGCUUACCUGGGAGUCACCUGGUCCACCAGAACCUGGUGAAGGACCAGCCCGUGUUCCCCAGCACACAGAACAUCCUCAUCCCAGGAAUAUCCCAUACACGUCACAUGUGAGGGAGCAAAUGGGGUCGGGACUGUCACCAACAGAGCCCUUGGUGCCUUCAUCAAGUGAGCAUGUCCAGCUCCGGAGCUCAGGUGCCUGGAGCAUGGUGUGGGAACAUCUGGCUCUGCCAUGCUCUGCUGCCUGCCAGGGAAGCUGUCCAUGCCCCCUGGGAGCUGCUGUUGUUCCCAAUUAGUGUUUCUCGUUCUAGUUGUCGUUGUUCACAGGUUUGCUCCCUACCCUGCACUGCUUCGGCAGCCUCUCCUGACAGCUGUUGGUUUUUGGGAAAUUGCCUGGUGGUGCUGCCACUGACAACCAGAUUAUGAGGAACUUCCCCACCACCCAUCUCUCCCAAUCUCGUUUUAUUUGCAGUGCAAAACGGAGUCUGAGCAGUUGACACUGAAACACAGAUUUUACUUUGUACAUUCAGCAAUUGUCACUUGCACACAGUCUAGUGUGUGCCACAUCAGAAUGGGGAGUGUGAAAUGCAUCCAGAUUCUGGUUUUUCAGAUUAUGUUUUUAACUUCCCUUACUUGUCAUUGGUGGAUAUGAAAUACAGAGUGCAGUCCUUCAAAUUCCAUUGGUGCGGAAUUUGUUUGCCAGACAUUUGGCAUUAAUAAUGAAAGCACAUUUUUUAUUUUGUUCUGAGUCAUAACAACCUGAAAAGCCAUUUUUCCCAUGUAAGAUUUACAAAAUAUAGCCUGCAGCUACAUUGAUUUUUUUAACAUUUUUGGUAACACGUGCUUGAUAAUUGCAUCCACAGCCCAUUUUUAAAUUUUAAUGAGACUUAGACAGGAGGAAGAACCAACAAAAAGAGGUAACAGCAGGUUUAAGAACUGUUAAAUGUUCAUCCCUGCUCUGUGAUCUUCACUUGUGAUACCCUGGAACAGAAGAAUAGACGCACUCAGCCUUCAAAAUGUGGAAUGUAUAUGCAAAUGAAAAUAAAUAUUUUUAUUUUACAUGGGAAAAGUCUCUAUGGUCAUUGCUUUCUACCUUAAUUUACCAUUUGCAGCCAAAGAAGAGGAUUAUUUGACCAGGGCAUUACACAUUGUUCUGGGCUCAAAGGAGGUGACAGUGCAGUGUCUCAUUAGUAUCAAUGUUUCCCUGAAAUUUACCUGGAAAACCAAAAUUCAGCUCGGUUAGUACAAAUACAUGGAGGUUAGAAAAAAAAGCAAAUACAGGCUAAGAUAAAUAUUUGCGACCAAGGAGAUAAAUAAGCCUGUUUGGUUAUCUCCAUUUUAAUGGCUGGGGUGGGAGGUAGGCACCAAAUUUCCUGUUUACAUUUAUGCCUUAAUGAAUUAGGAUAUCU